Molecule: messenger RNA, 1876 nt
Organism: Zophobas morio
Lineage: Eukaryota; Metazoa; Arthropoda; Insecta; Coleoptera; Tenebrionidae
Product: heparanase-like
Exons: 10
Coding region: 199-1821 (540 amino acids)
Cellular component (GO): extracellular matrix; membrane
Molecular function (GO): hydrolase activity, acting on glycosyl bonds
Source: RefSeq, a predicted model, not a curated record
CUGCGCACUCCCGUCACGUGACCCUGUUUAUUUUGAAGUUUGUUUUUUUCAUCACGUUUCUCCCAAAUCACGAUCAAAUCGACACAAGUUGAAUCAAAAACCACCAGUUUUCGGGUCCAGUACCUCUGAAAUUACCGUUCACGAAAAACCGCACCGCUCUCCGCACAGCGCAAACAAAAAAAGAAAAAUCCGCGGACUAUGUUGGUGUUGUUCGACGAUAGCGCCAUACAGACCCACAGGCCGAGACUGAGAAAAUGCGGCAACUUGUGCACCGUCAUUUCCGUGACUGUGUUUUUCGUCACAGUGAUGACAAUCCUGGCGAUUUUCGCGCUCGAUAUGACCCAGAAGGUGCACGUGGUGUACAUGGAGGGCACCCAGCCGAAGUUUGUGACAGAUGAGAAGUUUCUGAGUGUGGCUUUGGACUCGUCGUUGAUUGCAAGCGGGUUCAAGCACUUCGAUUUAAAAAAUCAGAGGGUUUUGAAGUUGAUGGGGGCUCUGGCGCCGGGGUAUUUGCGCGUAGGGGGGACAAUGGCAGACCGGCUGACCUUCUUCACGUCGAAAACGUUCCAUUUUAAGCAUUUACGGGGCGAUAUGGAUGGAGGGGUGUGUUCAUAUGGACCGCGACACUGUGACUAUUUGGCUAAACCUAACUUCACAAUGAACGAACAUGAGUGGCUACAACUGAACCAAUUAGCAGCAAAUACGGGUUUAGACAUGAUAUUUGACUUAAAUUCGCUCAAACGGUUCGACAACGGCAGCUGGGACCCCACAAAUGCGGAAAAAUUAAUCAGUUUUUCAAACAACUUUAACUUGAACAUAAACUGGGAGCUAGGAAACGAGCCAAACUCGUUUCGUCACCAGUUCAACUAUGACGUCACCCCGUCUCAAAUGGCUGCAGAUUUUCACACACUCAGAAAAAUUCUAAAUGAAUAUCCAAAAUAUGCUAACUCUUUGUUGGUGGGUCCGGAUGUAACCAGACCCCAACGUGGAAAAAACGCUAGUGAAACCUACUUAAAAACGUUCACUGGUGCUGCGCAUGACAUAGUUAAUGCAAUCACGUGGCACCAAUAUUAUUUCAACGGGGCUGUCGCUAAAAUCCCAGACUUUCUAGAUCCUGACAACUUUGAUAUGUUGCAGUGGCAGAUUAACAUAGUUAAGGAUAUUGUUGCACAGGCGGGUGUGGAUAAGCCAAUUUGGUUGGGCGAAACUUCCUCUGCGUACGGUGGUGGGGCUCCGCACCUUUCAGAUCGCUACAUCGCCACAUUUAUCUGGUUGGAUAAGCUAGGGAUGGCUGCUAGGAGUGGUUUGAGUUUGGUGAUUAGACAGUCGAUUUUCCAAGGGCACUACGCUUUAAUUAACAAUUACUAUUUCCCGACUCCUGAUUGGUGGGUGAGCGUUUUGUACAAAAAACUAGUUGGUAAUAAAGUUGUGGAUUGUCGGUUGUCGCAGUCGGAUAAAGUCCGACUGUAUUGCCACUGCACGAAUUCCAAAAGUUACUAUAACAACAUGUCAUCUGUCACUGUUUUCGGAGUCAACAUCAGCAACCGUCGAGCGAGAAUCCGUUUUGAAGGAAUUACGGUUUUUAGCGACCCUCAAGAAAUGCAGAAAUUUAAAGUGCACGCUUACAUUUUGUCGACUGUGGAUCGCAUCGAUUCGAGGUUUAUCUACCUGAAUGAUAAACUUCUCGAGCUGACUCAAACAAACGACGUGCCAGAUUUGCUACCAAAGACUGUAAUAGCAAACCCCUAUGUGGAACUGCCCCCAUUUUCUUUAGGUUUUUGGGUGGUGCCUAUAACCAGUAAUGUACUUCCCUAUUGCUAGAAUAUUUAUUCCUGUAUAUUGUGAUAUUUUAUAAUAAAUGAGUUUUAUAGCUUAA